Messenger RNA from Lactuca saligna, 771 nucleotides. The record is from the annotation of a GenBank genome assembly. NCBI's taxonomy places the organism in Eukaryota, Viridiplantae, Streptophyta, Magnoliopsida, Asterales, Asteraceae.
AUGUGGAAGAAGGAAUCAACUGAAGAAAAUUGGGAGAUCGAGAAACGGAGGAGCAAGGAGAACAUGAUCGGCGACGUUGCCGCUAAUUCACCGUCCAAUACAGCAGACGAGACAGCGGAGAAUCAACAGCAAGAAAAGCAAUGGCAUUCCUACAUUUAUGAGGAUCUACCUCGUACGGUUCAGGAAUCUGCCGAUUCCGCCGUUCGCUCCGCCCGGUCGCUGCAGCAGAAUUCGUCCACUCAUAUUCGAACUCUUAAGGAUCAUGUAGUUCAAUACACAGCACAGUAUAGGAGUUAUGAAGAUUUGGUGUUCAAUCAACUCACAAUUGUAAGAGAACACCCAACUUUAUCUGCUGGAAUUGCAAUUAUACCUGCUCUUCUCCUCAUGAGAGAACCUUCUACUGGAAUCAAUUCCGUGAAGCCAAAAGUAAAGGGAGUAUCAAUGAUAGAGUUGUUUACAUUAGAGCAGGUUCGUGAACAUAUAACAGGUCUCGGGCAGUGGGUUGGCCAGAGUGCUGUACUUGGAGCAAAAGAUUUACCUCGAACCAUACUCAGUGAUCACAUAGAGAGCAGGUUGUUUGGAAAACUGAAGCAGGAGAGACUAGAGAGCGCAAGGUUCUAUGGGAAAACUUAUGAUGAGGUUCCUGGAGCAGAGGCCUUGUUGUUAGAGUGGUCUCUUCUGUGGACAAGAAGUUGGAAGUCAAGCAACAAUUUCUUGAGAUCUUUCAAGAGCAAAAUUACCUUGUGGAGUUUGGGUAUAAGUCUAAGGUAG